Messenger RNA from Castor canadensis (American beaver), 1053 nucleotides. RefSeq names its product coiled-coil glutamate rich protein 2 (gene Ccer2). NCBI's taxonomy places the organism in Eukaryota, Metazoa, Chordata, Mammalia, Rodentia, Castoridae. The record is from RefSeq and is a predicted model, not a curated record.
AUGGCACGCUGCAUGCCCACUUCUGUGCUGCUGCUGCUGUUACCCCUGCUGUUGGGGACUGUCAGCUCUGCUCCUGUGGCGUCAAGACCCUCCAAGGAGGAGCUGACCCGGUGUCUGGCAGAGGUGGUUACCGAGGUGCUGAGCCUGGGUCAAGCCCAGAGAGGACCCUGCACUGCUCUGCUCCGCAAAGAGAUAUGCGAGACAGAGUCCCGUGGCUGUGUGUCCCCUGAGGAGAAAGGUCUGUUGGGUGGAGACUUCAAGAAGGAGGAGACUGGGGAGAUAAGGUCUGGCCAGGAGGUGAAGGGCGAGGAGGAGGCGGCAGAGAGGACGCACAAGUUUGAGGUCCAGGAACAAGCCAUCAAUGAGCAACUGCAUAGCCAGCUCCACCAGGAGGAGAGAGAAGAGAAAGAAGAGGAGGAAGAAAAGAGGUGGCCUGUUGAGACCUUUGAGGACCUGUGGAAGCAACGUCUAGUUGGUGCUGGGGGUCCCCAGAAGCGGGUGGCAGAGAAGGCCAGUGACGAGGAGACAGCCCGGUUUGAGGCGGAAAAGGGCUUGCAGGUGCUGGGUGGGGGCCGCAGCAUAUGGCAGGAGGGCGAAAGGGGCAGGGGGGAGGGGCACGAGGACUCCCAGCACCAUCGCCGCCACCAGGGACAGCCAGGCUCUGAGGCCAAGCAGGAGGAGGAAGAGGCCGCAGAGCAUGAGGAACAUGAUCUGGAGCGGCUGGAGCAUGUGCGGGAGGAGCUGAUGAAGGCCACAGCCAUGCUGGGGAAGGAGCUCAGGAGGGAGACCUGACCCCGGCCCUGUGCGUCCUCCCUCCCCACACAGCCUUAUGGCUCAGGACUGUUGACCCCAGAGCCCCCACUUUACCUGGCACCCACUCACCCCAACCUGGUGGAAGAGGGUGUGCCUUAGAAACUAGCCUGAGGGGGCAAGUCUGAGCCGUGCAGGGCUGGGUUCAGACCCAGCUCAGGAACUCCCCCACAGUACCCCCCCACACACCCCGAGUGAAUAAAGCACAAAGAAAACCACCACGCUGAGCGUGUGGCACUUGGC